Dermochelys coriacea (leatherback sea turtle) is the source of this 4255-nucleotide messenger RNA. Its product is annotated as cytochrome P450 26B1. Lineage: Eukaryota; Metazoa; Chordata; Testudines; Dermochelyidae. Bases 796 to 2403 code for a protein of 535 amino acids. The transcript has 7 exons. The record is from RefSeq and is a predicted model, not a curated record. Gene Ontology annotation, biological process: sterol metabolic process. Gene Ontology annotation, molecular function: iron ion binding; monooxygenase activity; oxidoreductase activity, acting on paired donors, with incorporation or reduction of molecular oxygen.
AUCCUUCUACAACCCUCCCUGGCUGUCUCUUUUCUGGGACUGAAGCCAAACCUCGCACGCUCCAGCGCCCGGUCUGCCUAGACGUUCACCCCGCCUCCAAAAAGUCCUCUGAAGUGAAGGGGGGGGGGGAGCAGCCAGCAGCUGGCUGCUUGCCCAUUACUCAGCCUCCCUGCCUCUAUAUAAACACACACAUUGACUUUCUUUUUUACUCAAACUCACAUUGAGAGAGGAUUUAACAACCAAACCUCCCUCUUUACAGCAAUCCAGUGGAGAAAAGUCUAGGGCUUACAAUAACCAGCCUAUAUAUAGCUAUAUAACUCGCUCUCUCUAUUUAUAUAUAUAUUUAAUUCCUGCUCCAUCUCUCCAGAUCUUUGCUGAAUUAUUUCACGAUAUAGAUAGAUGCUAUAUUUUUCUGGCUUGCAUUGGCAGCAAAGAGACCUAUAGCAUUUGCAUAGGGUUUUUUUCUUCUUCUUCUUCUUUUCUUUUUAAUUUGAUUGCACACACAGUUUGUGGGUUGUUUUUUUCUUUUUGGCUGUAUGCUCUGUAAAAGUUUACUUUAAAAGUUUUCAGAGAGGGGAAUCUUAUUUUGCUGCUGGUGGUGGGGGGAAGAGAACCAGACACCUCCCUACCCCACCCCCCAAAUUCUGAUCUCCUCCCCCUUCCCUGCUCUGAGCUCACCUUCUAUGAAGCGCUACAGUGGGUGACUUUUUAUUUGCCUUUUUUGUGCCUGUGUGCGGUGCAUUUCAGAGGGUUUGGGUUGUUUUUCCCCCCUCCCUCCUCCUUCUCCUUCCAAAUAUGCUUUUCGAAAGUUUUGAUCUGGUUUCUGCGCUGGCUACCCUUGCUGCAUGCCUGGUAUCAUUGACUCUGCUCUUGGCAGUGUCCCAACAGCUGUGGCAGCUGCGCUGGGCAGCCACUCGGGACAAAAGCUGCAAGUUACCGAUCCCUAAAGGGUCUAUGGGAUUCCCCUUAAUCGGAGAAACGUUCCACUGGCUGCUACAGGGAUCGUGCUUCCAGUCGUCCAGGAGGGAGAAAUAUGGCAACGUCUUUAAGACUCACUUGCUGGGACGCCCCUUAAUCCGGGUGACCGGCGCCGAGAACGUGCGGAAGAUCCUGAUGGGAGAGCACCACCUGGUGAGCACGGAGUGGCCCCGGAGCACCAGGAUGCUCCUAGGACCCAACACGGUGGCUAACUCCAUCGGGGACAUCCACCGGCACAAGAGAAAGGUAUUCUCCAAAAUCUUCAGCCAUGAAGCCCUGGCGAGCUACCUCCCGAAGAUCCAGUUGGUGAUCCAGGAUACGCUCCGGAUGUGGAGCAGCAGCCCAGAAUCCAUCACUGUCUAUUACGAGGCGCAGAAGCUCACCUUCCGCAUGGCCAUCCGUGUCCUGCUGGGUUUCUGUAUCUCUGAUGAGGAGCUCACCCGACUCUUCGAGGUCUACCAGCAGUUUGUGGAGAACGUCUUCUCGCUGCCCGUGGAUCUGCCCUUCAGUGGCUACCGGCGGGGGAUCCGAGCUCGGGAGACUUUGCAGAAGGGGCUGGAGAAAGCCAUUCGGGAGAAACUGCAGAACACGCAGGGCAAGGACUAUUCUGAUGCCCUGGACAUCCUGAUAGAAAGCGGCAAGGAGCAUGGCAAAGAGCUGACCAUGCAGGAGCUGAAGGAUGGCACCUUGGAGCUGAUCUUUGCUGCCUACGCUACCACGGCCAGCGCCAGCACCUCUCUGAUCAUGCAGCUCCUGAAGCACCCUGGGGUCCUGGAGAAGCUUCGCGAAGAGCUCCGCAGCAAGGGCAUCCUGCACAACGGGUGCAUCUGCGAGGGCUCCCUCCAGCUGGACACCAUCAGCAGUCUCCAUUACCUGGACUGCGUGAUCAAGGAGGUGCUACGUCUCUUCACCCCCAUCUCCGGCGGGUACAGGACAGUGCUGCAGACCUUCGAGCUGGAUGGCUUUCAGAUCCCCAAAGGCUGGAGCGUCAUGUACAGCAUCCGGGACACGCACGACACCGCCCCAGUAUUCAAGGAUGUGGAUGUCUUUGACCCUGACCGCUUCGGGCAAGACCGUACCGAAGACAAAGACGGCAGGUUCCACUACCUCCCCUUUGGUGGGGGCAUACGGACCUGUCUCGGCAAGCACCUGGCCAAGCUUUUCCUCAAGGCACUAGCCAUUGAGCUGGCCAGCACGAGCCGGUUUGAGCUAGCCACCAGGACUUUCCCUAGAAUCAUGCUGGUCCCUGUGGUCCACCCUGUCGAUGGACUCAAGGUCAAAUUCUUUGGACUGGAUUCCAACCAGAAUGAGAUUCUGACGGAGACAGAAGCCAUGCUCGGGGCAACAGUCAUGUGGGGAAAAGAACUCUGUGUUCAGAUGACAGCAGCACCUGCUCACAAAUGCUGGGAAGUGCAUUCUGGGUAACGGCACGCAAACUGAACCUGGCCCCAGUUUAGCUUUUGGCAUGGCCAUUGGUGUUGCUGCAGAGGACCACUGGGCCACUAAACGCGGCAGGGUCAGCUGGACAGGGUGUUUUAUUCUGCCUAUGCUUUGUGAACAAGAAAGCCAUUUGAUCUGUUCUGUGGGACAAAGAAGUGGCCAAAUUUUGCCCUCUGAUAGGAGUCUCUCAUCUGCUUCAGUGAGGGCUGAUCUCAUUUCAGAGGGUAGAACUGGGGUCUCCGAUGUGUCAUAUUUGAAGUUGCCUGGUGCUGCUACAUGGCAUGGUGUAACUGUCCAUCCCCUCUAACCCCACCCUGUCUGAUCCCUCCCAAACCCAGAGUUUUGCAGUGAGCUGUGUUGUUUUUGCCUUCUCUCCGGAUCUCUCAGGCCCCUCGGUGUGUGCACUGAACUCUGAACCACAUGUACUUUCAUAAACUGUACUGGGGUGCUGCUAAGUAACGUGGCUCAGAGCACGCGGUUGUUUUGUUCAUGGAACCGCUGCAGAACUAAGCCUCCAAAAAUUAACUGGUAGUCACACCCACAGCUGCCACUGUCCCCUGCCCAUAGAGGUGCUUGCAUUAAAGAGUGUUGGAGAUGGGUGGAAGGCUCCCUCUGAGCUAACCCUGCCCUCCGCCGCAUCCAACUGAAGUGAGAAGCGGUCCUAGGAGUGUUUGUCAGGGCAUGUGAGCUGCCAUCACUGCAACCCCUUAUUAGAAACACAGGGAAUUUCGUAUGCUGCCCAGUCACACUUGAACUGGGGGUGUUCCUCUGAAAUAAGUGAGGCCUGUAUUGUAGUGUUUGGAUCCUUAGCAUUCAGACGUGUUUGGAUCUGGCGUUUUGGUUCAGGCCCAUCUUGAAUUUAAAAAAGUUACCAGUCUGAUUUUCCCCUCCCCCGCCCCCCGAGGUGCUGGGCAUGCCCAAUUCCUGCUUCAGCUAUCAUGGUGGGUGCUCAGCACUUCUGCCCUGAGUCAGGAACAACAUCUCUUUUUGCUUUACUAGUGGCAGAGCACAGGUUUGGCAGCUGGCACCAGGCAAACCACAUGUAUCGCUGCUACUUUGUGGCAGCCAUGGUCAAUGACUGGCAGUCUCAGGGAAGAGAAAUCUCUCUCGCAAUUGUCCAAGACAGGCAUGCUGUUCAUCUGAGCUGCAGGCACUGACUUUAUACUGACCUUUCAGUGUGCUCACCCUCUCGCUCAGAUAUAUUUGCUGUAACAGGGGCACCUCAUACAGUUCAUCGGGCAGAGAAGGAGAAACACAGGAGCCAGAGCUGAGAACUCCCUUGACCUGAGUGCCAAUGAAACUGUUGUGGGUUAGCAGCUUCGUUUUUGUCAGGAUAAGUCAGAGGAGCUGAAAUCUGAAGGAAGGAGGGGCGGGAGCUUCCCACCAGGCUGGUGCAGGGUUUGCAGGGUUGGCUUUUGAAAACUGGGAUGAGUCAGUGGAAGGCUCUAAGGCAGUGCUGAGUGAAAGAUGCUGAAGGCUGCUCUAGCCAGCUGUUCAUCCGUCCAGGAUCAGUAAAGACUUUGGCGGUCCCCUGGAAGGGGAGACACUAAAGAUUUAAUCAUCACUUUAAACUAUGCUGCCAAAAAUCAUAUAGAAGCGCAUAGACCGACAAACACACACAUGUAUGAGCUCUGCUUCCAUGAGUGCAUGUGACUUUGGAGACUCAGUGUUAAUGUGGUCGUUUCUGAGGCUUGCUGCUCUAUAAUCUCUCUGUGGCCGUUUCACAGAAGGUUUUUAUUUUAACAGGGAUUGGCCUGAACCAAGACUCUGUAGCCUCUGAACUCUGAAGUUCAGAUCCAGAUUCGGAUUUGGCAGCUAGCCCGUAAUCUCUAUGGCU